This is a messenger RNA of Larimichthys crocea (large yellow croaker), 3131 nucleotides long. RefSeq names its product BCL2 associated athanogene 3 (gene bag3). The transcript has 4 exons. The record is from RefSeq and is a predicted model, not a curated record. The coding region runs from base 178 to 1902 and encodes 574 amino acids. NCBI's taxonomy places the organism in Eukaryota, Metazoa, Chordata, Actinopteri, Sciaenidae. Gene Ontology annotation, molecular function: adenyl-nucleotide exchange factor activity; protein-folding chaperone binding. Gene Ontology annotation, cellular component: cytosol; membrane; cytoplasm. Gene Ontology annotation, biological process: negative regulation of striated muscle cell apoptotic process; muscle cell cellular homeostasis; protein stabilization.
AGGUCGGUGUGCUGUGUGUCUAUGCUGGGAUGUCUGCGACAUAACAGGUUUGGGAACCCAUGCCACCGUAUCCAGCGCUGUCCGCCCCCAACAUUAACCCUGCUAUUUCGAGAAACUUCCAGCCCACUUUUCCACGUCACUUCAAGGAAUCUUUAAAGCGUCCGUCGCCUGUAUAAAAUGUUUCAGUACUCGACAGGCAGCAACAUGAACGGCAUGAAGACACAGUCGCCGACACUGACAAUGGCCAAUAAUGACAACGACCCUCUCCCCCUCGGAUGGGAAGUCAAAAUUGACCCUCAGACUGGAUGGCCCUUCUUCGUGGAUCACAAUAACCGCACGACAACCUGGAAUGACCCGAGACACGACACGAAAAAGGUCAGAGAAGUCUCAGCAAAUGGACCCAACAUACCACCAGAACCGAGCCCUCAGGAGACGCAGAAGACCUUUGUAAGGGAGAUGAAGCACCCAAUUCUUCGGCCGGGUUAUGUUCCUAUCCCAGUCUUCCACGAGGGAGCAGAACUGAGACAGCAACAGCAUCCAUGUUAUUCCUACAUCCAGCCAAGCACUGCACAGAAUAUCCGGACAGACAGACGGACACCAUCCCCCACGCCAGGGCUGCACUGCAGGCCGAGAUCACCUUUACACGGACCUUCAGACAGCUGCUCCACUGAGCCUGGAAAGGCCAGCUCGCCUGUUUCACAAACAUCAGAGGUUUACACUGUCCCACACCACCAACCUCCACGGCCCAGCAGCACUAGUCUUCAAGCGGGUUACAUCCCCAUCCCAGUGAUCCAUGAGGGCGGAGGAGGCCAAGCACAAACACAGACUCAGUUAAAUCCCUCAGUUUACUCUCAGCGCGUCCCCUACUCAGAGCACCAGCAGCCCUUCCAUCGCAUUCAGACAGACGAAUGGCCUGGCUACUCUGCAGCAAUUCAGCCUCCCCGGGAAAGAGCUUCUCCGAUACUGCUUCCCCAGCAUCGCGAUUCUAUUCACCUCCCACCUCAUAUUAGGAGCCAGUCGCCUAUUAUAACGCAGGUGCUGGGAGAAAGGCCACAGAAGCAGCAUCAGCAGCAGCAGCACAUCCUCACAAGAGACCCACCCCAGAAAAUUGAGCAGGAACAACAAAUCACUCAGCAGAAACCCGAGAACACACAACUGCCACAGCCACAGCACACAGAAGCCGAUGUCCAAAAGCCUCAUCUGCCUCCACCGUUCCAACAGCCUCCACCUCAGCAACCUCAACAGUUCCAGCAACCUCAGCAAUUUCAGCAACCUCAGCAGUUCCAGCAACCUCAGCAGUUCCAGCAGGCCCAUCAGUUCCAGCAGCCACCGACUCCGACAUCUCCACAGCCUCAGCACCCUGAACAGUUAAUGCAGACGCAGCAACAGUUCCAGCAGCCCCAGAAGCCAGAGCCACCACAACAACAUACUGCAGAUAUCACAGUGCAAAUACCUCCAAAACCAGAGGCCCAGGACUUGACAGCUGUUCCCCCAGAGGUCCCGCCCGUAAAGGUAGAGCCUGAACAGGCUGCUCAGUGCCCGAUGCACCCAGGCUUGGCUAAGGUACAGCAGAUAGUUGACCGGGUCGCUAAACUGGAGCAGGAGGUAAAAUGUUUUGAUGGAAAGAAGAACGACAAGAGAUACUUGUUACUGGAGGAGCUGCUGACCAAAGAGCUAUUAGCACUGGACUCAGUUGACCCAGAGGGUCGUGUAGAUGUACGGCAGGCGAGACGGGAUGGAGUCCGUCGUGUUCAGACCAUACUGGAAGAACUGGAGCAACUGGAGGAGCACCCAGCCAGGCCUGCCAGCGCCACCGCCAUGGAGGGUGACAACCUGACACAGAAGGGAGAGCCCAGCAUGUUCACCAAGGAGAAUGUUGAGCUGUCAAAAGAGAUAUCAUAAUGACUGCACACUUCAUAAUGAGGAGCAGAGAAGGAUAACCUGCUGUAUAUUUGAUAGUGAACAAGUCUGCUCCGGCUAACUCUCCUCCUCCUCCUCCUCUAUCUACAGCAUUUGUGGAAGUUGCAUGCAUUGAUUAACAGUGUUGGUAUUUCCUGCCAUUCUGCACAUACUUGAUGGUAGCUCAGUGCAAUCAUGUUUUCAAGCCAAUGUUGCUGCCUUCUAUGUUGUGCCAAUGUCUUUAUAACAAGACAGCUGUCAUGAUCGAGGUGUUGACAACAAUUUCUAGUCGAAUUCAAGUUUGAAUAAGAGGCCUUGGAAGAAAAGAAGAGAAGUAUUUUCUUAACUGUUAACUGUAGUUGCCUUUUGUCUUGAUAAAACAUAACGACACGAUAUAUGGAAGCUUUUCUUAAUCCAGUCAGAACAUCGCUUAGUACACGAGUGCAAACAUUGGGGCUUUAAAGCAGAACUCGCUGCAAAACUCAGUCAACAGAAAAGCAUUUUCCCCUUUAUAGCCACAUGGCCGUGUUGGAGCUGCUUUGUCACAGAACACAGUGAAUUAUGUUUAUUCGAUGCUGCUUUUUGGUGCAUUACUGAUUUUGCCGUCUUUGCACUUUGCCAUCAUUGAAAUGUAUCAUGCUGAAAGGUCAGCAGCACUUCAUUUGAAAUAUAUAAGUUACACGAGUUCUGAUUGAUGUGUUUUGAGUGUUUGUAUGUGCAUUGGUUUACUUGUUAUUUCGAAACAUUAUAUCAGUAUUUAUAUCAUUAUAUAGUAUUUUGGUACAUUGAUGAAUGUGUAAUGACAAAUGAAGGUGAGAUGUGUAUCUUACUUUGAGAUGUAAGACAAUCAACACUUGUGCUGUCACGAUGAAAGAUUGUCAGAAUGUUCUUGUGUAAUUACAGCAGCUACAAUCUGUAAUAACACUCACACAAAACGGCCUAAAAGCCUUAAAAGUGCCAACUGUGAGAAAACGCCCUGUUUAUGAAUCAGAUGAAGAAAAUCUCGGUCUGUUAUUUACAAAGCCCUGACUUUACAAUUACCCUAAUUGUUUGUGUAAUAAUUUAUCACUAUAACAUGAUCAUAAGCCAUGUGUAAAGUAGGGUCACUGUCUAACCUUUAUGAAUUGUGGAGUGUGGCUUAGUGUUGAUCACAGUUUAUGAGUAGCAGGCUGAUGCAUUGUUGAAAGCAAAUCACGUUGGUAUGGUUGAAAAUAAAAUGUAUUUGACACAAA